Molecule: messenger RNA, 2273 nt
Organism: Chenopodium quinoa (quinoa)
Lineage: Eukaryota; Viridiplantae; Streptophyta; Magnoliopsida; Caryophyllales; Amaranthaceae
Product: F-box/kelch-repeat protein At5g15710-like
Exons: 1
Coding region: 470-1804 (444 amino acids)
Molecular function (GO): protein binding
Source: RefSeq, a predicted model, not a curated record
AUUACUCCGUAUUUUCUUUUUCUUUAUUUCUCCUACAAAGUGUUAAAAAAAAAAAAAAAAAACGAUGAAAUUACAAAUAAUUAUUACACUUUGACGAAAAAAAAUCCCAUUUUUGGGGUUAUAAAACACGCGAUUUAAGAUAUGGAAAACUAAGAUGAGAUCACAGAGGAGAGAGAAAGAUAGAGAAGCUCAUUCUAAAAGAGAUCUUGUUUAGUCAAGGUAAUAAUCUAAACCCCUCAAUUUGAUUGAUCUGCUGAGAAGUUAAAUUGAUGAUAAUGUUAAUAUGUUUAUCGAUUUGGGAUUAAAUCCCACUGUUCUUGAUUAAAUUACUUCAGCAAUUCUGGGCUAAUUUGAUUAUAGUUGGAAGUUCUGCUUUUUAUGACAAUUUUUGGGUAGUUUUAUGGUGCUUGAUUAAUCUUAUGCUCUUAGCUAUCAAUUUAGGGUUUUGGGGGUGUGAUUGAUUGGAAAAAUGGUUGAAAUUGGGGAUGUUUCUGAUUCUAGGGUUUGUAGAAGUAGUUCAUUUGUUGAGAUAGAUGAUAGCCUAAAGCAAGUGGUUGCUAUGAGUGUUUGUGGGUCUAGGAAUUCGAGUCAAUUGGGUGGUUCUGCUUCUGGUUCAAGGAAUACGAGCCCGGUAGGGCGAACGGGGUCUAGGAAUACUAGUCCAUGUAAGCAGAAGGUUGUUAAGACGAAACCUCGGGGUUUGGAUGAGGAAACCGUGGCAACGUUUAGUAAAGCCGUUCACCCGGAUGUUCAGAUGGAGGAUAAUAUAUGGGCAAUGUUGCCAGAGGAUUUGUUGAAUGAGAUUUUAGCUAGAGUUCCACCAUUUAUGAUAUUCCGGCUUCGUUCUGUUUGUAAGAGGUGGAAUUCGAUCUUGCAGGAUGGUAGUUUUCUUAAGUUUCACUCCCAAGUGCCUUCUCAUGGGCCUUGUCUUCUCACAUUUUGGAAGAACUCUAAUACCCCACAAUGCUCGGUUUUUAGCUUACCGCUGAAAACAUGGUAUAGGAUUCCUUUUACAUAUCUGCCUCCUUGGGCAUUUUGGUUGGUUGGUUCUUCUGGUGGUCUUGUUUGCUUUUCGGGAUUUGAUGGUUAUGAUUUUAGAACCUUGGUGUGUAAUCCACUCACACAGACUUGGAGGAUGUUGCCAAGCAUGCAUUGUAAUCAGCAGAGGCAGUUAAUUAUGGUUGUUGAUCGCAAGGACAAAUCUUUCAAAGUUAUAGCCACGUGUGAUAUCUAUGGUGAUAAGUCGUUACCCACUGAAGUGUAUGAUUCCAAGAUGAACAGCUGGUCGGUCCACCAAAUAAUGCCUGCAGUUAACCUGUGUUCUUCGAAAAUGGCUUUUUGUGAUUCUAGGUUGUAUUUGGAAACACUUUCACCACUUGGUUUGAUGAUGUACCGGCUGGAUACUGGAUCUUGGGAGCACAUCCCAGCAAAGUUUCCUCGGUCAUUGUUGGAUGGGUAUUUGGUUGCUGGUACACAGAAGCGUCUAUUUCUGGUUGGAAGGAUAGGCCUUUAUAGCACCCUGCAAAGUAUGAGAAUUUGGGAAUUAGAUCAUUCUAAAGUACUGUGGGUUGAGAUUAGUAGGAUGCCUCCCAAAUAUUUUCGAGCUUUACUGAGGCUAUCAGCUGAGAGGUUUGAGUGCUUUGGACAGGAUAAUCUGAUCUGCUUUACAUCUUGGAAUCAAGGAAAAGGCCUUCUUUAUGAUGUGGACAAGAAGGUUUGGUCUUGGAUUGUUGGCUGUGCUCUGCAAUCAUACAACAGCCAAGUCUGCUUCUACGAGCCAAGGUUUGAUGCAUCCGUCUACUGACCUUGAAUUUGUUUUUUCUUAAUGAGGGUUUCAUGGGGCUUUCUUUGGCACUCAUUCAGGGACAUGAAAAUUUCAUGUCCCUUAUUCCUCAUUUUGCUUCAUAUAGGAAAAAUGUUUUAGUUUACUCAUAUUAUUGUUUCUAAGCUGAGACACAUUGUCAGCUUGUGUUGUUAAUGUUAGAAAUUGAGACUAUGUGAACAUAUAAUCCACAUUUGCUUUCUGAUGAGUUCACUACAGAAGUGGUCUUUUAUAUUAGACAUGACUGGCCAUUUUGACUGAGAACAGUGAUUCAGUGCUAAUGUGACAUUUGGAAUGGGAUGGGUUGGGUUGUUGAGAUUUGUAAUUGUACGAGUAAACAUUACAUACCAUUUACGGGAGAAUAUGACAGGAUCCUUUUGUCUCUCCAACUGCUGUAAACUAAUUGACAAAUCAAGCACUUAAUGUAAAUUAUUAUCAAUGUUUAUUGUUA